This is a messenger RNA of Tachysurus vachellii, 7921 nucleotides long. It is a transcript of the gene slit2, whose product is annotated as slit homolog 2 (Drosophila). Gene Ontology annotation, molecular function: heparin binding; Roundabout binding; calcium ion binding. Gene Ontology annotation, biological process: negative chemotaxis; retinal ganglion cell axon guidance; negative regulation of cell growth. Bases 789 to 5375 code for a protein of 1528 amino acids. The transcript is spliced from 38 exons. Lineage: Eukaryota; Metazoa; Chordata; Actinopteri; Siluriformes; Bagridae. The record is from RefSeq and is a predicted model, not a curated record.
GUUUUAGAAGCGAAAAGUCCCCGCGCGGCCGCUCACUCCAACACACAAACUGCACGGUAACUUUUUUUUAACAUAUUUUCUCUCCGCGCGCACUGGAGCUGAGGGACGUUAUACUGACCGGAAAUCAUUCACACUGCAGACUACAGACGCGGAGACUCCUACUGGACACAUACACAUCGAAUCUGUGCGUAUUUUACUGAUGAACGUUCCGUUUGGUCUCAUCAUGCUGUCCCUUAUACGUGUGCGCGCCGUCAGGUGCUAGAGAGGGAUACGCACACACACACGCACGCACGCACGCACACACACAGACACGCACGCACACACGCGCGCCCGCGCACUCAUGCACAUUGAAGCUUGAGGAUGACAGAUGCACGCGGGCGGCAGGGCUCUUCACCGUCACUCUCCGUCGUUGCGCGCGCGUGUUCAUACAUGUGAGUUGUGUUAUUACGAGUAGUGAGUUGGACGGUGCGAGCGUGCGGUAGGUGCGCGCGCUCUGCUUGACAGGAUUAUUCAACUUUUCCCACAUUUCUUUUCAAAUCUCGGCUUCGUAUUUGGAACGACUGACUGACCCACCGAGCGCCCGUCUCUCUCUCUCUCUCUCUCUCUCUCUCUCUCACACACACACACACACACAUAUACACACACACACACACACACACACUGUGCGCUGCAGCGGGACCGUGAGAUCAUCCGCCUGUUCGGAGGAACUUCAUCUUCACCAGGACAAGAGAAGGGGAGAAGCAGAGAGAGUAAAAACAAACCAGGGAAAAGGAAUAAAGAGAGGAAAGAUGUGUGUGUGGAGCACGGCGGUGUGUUUGGCGGCGUUGCUCGCGCUCCUCAGGGUCGGCGGGUCGCACGCGCAGCUUUGCCCGGCUCAGUGCUCUUGCGUCGGGACCACCGUGGACUGUCACGCGCAGGGACUGCGGAGCGUUCCACGAGACAUCCCGCGUAGCACCGAGCGACUUGACCUCAACAACAACAACCUGACCAAAAUCACAAAGGCCGACUUUGCAGGGCUCCGAAAUCUUCGAGUGCUGCACCUGAUGGAGAACAGGAUCAGUGUAAUUGAGCGAGGAGCAUUUCAGGACCUGAAGGAGCUGGAGAGACUGCGCCUGAACAGAAACAGUCUGCAGGUUUUUCCAGAGCUGCUCUUCGUCACGACAACCAAACUGAACAGACUGGAUCUGAGUGAGAAUCAGAUUCAAGGCAUUCCGAGAAAAGCGUUCCGUGGAGCUACGGAGAUCAAAAACCUGCAGUUGGAUUAUAAUCAAAUCUCAUGUAUUGAAGACGGAGCAUUUAGAGCUCUGCGGGACCUGGAAGUGCUAACACUGAACAAUAACAAUAUAUCUCGCUUGUCAGUGGCCAGCUUUAACCACAUGCCCAAGCUCAGGACAUUUCGCCUUCACUCCAAUAAUCUCGUCUGUGACUGUCAUGUGUCCUGGCUCUCUGAUUGGCUGAGACAGAGGCCCCGCCUUGGCCUCUACACGCAGUGCAUGGCUCCACCCUCUAUGAGGGGACACAACGUAGCUGAGGUUCACAAGCGAGAGUUUGUCUGUACUGGCUCUGUGUCUCACUCCUCCUGCAGUGUCCUUCAGUGUCCUGAGUUUUGUUCCUGCAGUAAUAAUGUAGUUGACUGUAGAGGAAAAGGUCUGACUGAGAUUCCGACCAACCUUCCAGAGACCAUCACAGAGAUUCGUCUGGAGCAGAACUCCAUUAAGAUCAUCCCACCUGCAGCCUUCACACCUUACAAACGUCUCAGGAGGAUUGAUUUGAGUAAUAAUCAAAUAUCAGAAAUGGCUCCAGAUUCCUUUCAAGGCCUUCGCUCUCUCAACUCACUGGUUUUAUAUGGGAAUAAAAUCACUGAACUUCCUAAAGGCCUGUUUGAUGGACUCUUCUCUCUACAGCUACUGUUACUGAACGCAAAUAAGAUCAACUGUUUGCGUGUGGACGCCUUCCAGGACCUGCAGAACCUCAACCUGCUCUCUCUGUACGACAACAAGCUACAGACCAUCGCUAAGGGGACAUUCGCAUCGCUGCGUGCCAUCCAGACACUACACCUGGCCCAGAACCCUUUUGUGUGUGACUGUCAUCUGAAGUGGCUGGCUGAUUACCUGCAGGAGAACCCAAUUGAGACGAGUGGGGCACGAUGCACCAGCCCACGUCGGCUUGCCAACAAACGCCUCGGACAGAUAAAGAGCAAGAAAUUCCGCUGCUCAGCUAAAGAACAGUAUUACAUACCAGGUACUGAGGAUUACCGCACUAAGCUGAGUGGAAGUUGCUUUGCCGAUCUUGUGUGUCCUGAGAAGUGUCGCUGUGAGGGAACAACCGUCGACUGUUCAGGACAAAAACUCACCAAGAUACCUGACAGCAUCCCACAAUACACUGCAGAGCUACGUUUAAACAAUAACGAGUUUACCGUGUUGGAGGCAACGGGUGUGUUCAAGAAACUCCCACAACUCCGCAAGAUUAACUUCAGUAACAAUAAGAUCAGUGAUAUAGAGGAGGGCACUUUUGAGGCAGCAAAUGGAGUGAACGAGCUCAUACUGACCAGCAACCGUCUGGAGAGCGUUCACUAUGGCAUGCUGAAGGGUCUGACGGGUCUGCGCACACUGAUGCUGCGCAGUAAUAAGAUCAGCUGUGUGAGUAACAGCAGCUUCACCGGCCUGAGUUCAGUGCGGCUGCUCUCUCUCUAUGAUAACCUGAUCACCUCCAUCACCCGGGGAGCCUUUGACACACUUCAUUCCCUCUCCACACUGAACCUGCUGGCCAAUCCGUUUAACUGUAACUGUCACAUGGCCUGGUUGGGGGAGUGGCUACGAAAGAAACGCAUCGUCACAGGAAACCCUCGCUGCCUAAAGCCCUACUUUUUGAAAGAGAUCCCGAUUCAGGAUGUGGCUGUGCAGGACUUUGCCUGUGAGGACGGUGAUGAUGAGAAUAGCUGCUCCCCAUCGGCUCGUUGUCCAUCAGAAUGCUCCUGUUUGGACACGGUGGUGCGCUGCAGUAAUAAAGGACUGAACACACUGCCGAAGGGUAUUCCUAAAGACGUCACUGAGCUCUAUCUGGAUGGAAACCAGUUCACACAGGUUCCUCUGGAGCUCUCCAACUACAAACACCUCACUCUUAUUGAUUUGAGCAAUAACCAGAUCAGCACAUUAUCCAGCAACACGUACAGUAACAUGUCUGAGCUGCUUACACUAAUCUUAAGCUACAACAGACUGAGGUGUAUUCCAGCUAAAGCCUUUGAGGGCCUUCGAUCAUUGCGAUUACUGUCUUUACAUGGUAACGACAUUGCUGUAAUCCCUGAAGGAUCAUUUAAAGAUCUCUCCUCUCUUUCUCAUCUUGCUCUUGGGGCGAACCCUCUACAUUGUGAUUGUAACAUGCAGUGGCUCUCUGACUGGGUGAAGAGUGGAUAUAAAGAACCAGGUAUCGCUCGGUGUGCCGGACCCAAAGAUAUGAUGGACAAACUGCUGCUCACCACACCGUCCAAACUGUUCACCUGUACAGGUCCAGUAGACAUCAACAUCCAGGCAAAGUGUGAUCCAUGUCUGUCCAGUCCGUGCAAAAAUAAUGGCACCUGUACGAACCAUCCUAUUGACUUUUACAGAUGUACUUGUCCAUAUGGAUAUAAGGGUCAGGAUUGUGAGGUGCCUAUCCAUGCCUGUAUCAGUAACCCUUGUCAAAAUGGUGGAACGUGUAACUUAAAAGAUGGAGCUGAGAACACACACAGUUGUGUGUGUCCCGAGGGCUUUGAAGGAGAUGCAUGUGAGAAAAACAUUGAUGACUGUGAGGACAACGACUGUGAAAAUAACUCCACGUGUGUGGACGGAAUUAAUACUUACACCUGUCUCUGCUCAUCUGAGUACACAGCCACUAGUAACAAUGAAGUGGAAAAAGGGGAGCUGUGUGAAGAUAAGCUGGAUUUGUGUUCUCCGGAGCUGAACCGGUGUCAGCAUGACUCCAAAUGUGUCCUGACUGCUCACGGUUUCAAGUGUGAGUGCACUCCAGGUUACUCGGGAGAGCAGUGUGAGCUGGACAUCGAUGACUGCGCAGAUAACAAGUGCAAAAACGGAGCGCAGUGUUUCGACGCUGUCAACGGGUACACGUGUGUGUGUCCUGAAGGCUACAGUGGGUUGUUCUGCGAGUUCUCCCCCCCCAUGGUGCUGCCCCGGACAAGCCCGUGUGAUGAUCAUGAGUGUGAGAACAGCGCAGAAUGUGUGGUCAAGGGGGCAGAACCAGUGUGUGUGUGUCUCCAUGGUUACGAGGGCACACGGUGUGAGCGACUCAUCAGUGUAAACUUUGUCAGCCAAGACGCAUUUGUCCAGAUUCCUUCUGACACACAACACACUAACAUCACACUCCAGAUUGCAACAGACGAGGACAGUGGAGUGUUACUGUAUAAAGGCAAUGGUGAACAAAUGGCUGUUGAGCUUUACAGAGGACGAGUGAGAGUCAGCUAUGACACAGGAACCAUCUACAGUGCGGAGACAGUGAGUGAUGGAGAGUUCCACGUGCUGCAGCUCACAAUGACGGACCUGUCUGUCUCUCUAUCUAUUGAUGGAGGGAAACCCAAAUCUAUCUCUACUGCACGGAGAAUGAGUGCAGGAUUGACAGCAUCACCGCUCUACCUGGGAGGCGUCCCUGUACAGUCGUCCAUCUCUUCGUUCAGUAAUGGCUCCAGUUUUCACGGUUGUCUCCGUCAUGUCUACAUUAACGAGCAGCUGCAGGAUUUGAUGCGUUUCCAGCGAGAGGGUGUGAUCCCUGGAUGUCGCUCGUGCCAACCGAGUGUUUGUGUGCACGGUCAGUGCCACGUUAACUCACGUGAUGCGCGUGAAGCGUAUACUGACACCCACUCGUCAUUCAGCUGCGAGUGUGAACCAGGCUGGAGCGGUCCGUUGUGUGACCAGCCGCUCAAUGACCCCUGCGUUGGCAACAAGUGUGUGCAUGGCACUUGUGUGCCCAUUAACUCCUACUCCUACAGGUGUGUGUGUGCACCUGGCUUCGUUGGAGUGCUGUGUGACGAGCGCAGCGUCAGUGUGUGUGAGUGUAAACACGGUCACUGUCGCCUCUCCGGCCUCGGCACAGCGUACUGUGAGUGUAACGCUGGAUACACAGGGGUGCUGUGUGACAAAGAGAUGGAGUGUAGGGGUCACAGGGUCCGAGGUUACAUUCAGCGGCAGCAGGGCUACGCUGCGUGUCAGACCACGGAGAAAAUCUCACGCUUAGAAUGUGCAGGAAGCUGCGGGGGCGGGGACUCGUGUUGCUCCGCCCUUCGCACCAAAACCAGAAAGUACACGUUCCAGUGCACGGACGGCUCCUCGUUCAUCCAGGAAGUGGAGAAAGUGGUGAAAUGUGGCUGUACGAAGUGUCCAUCCUAAAACAGAGUGAGAGAGUGAGAGAGAGAGAGAGAGAGAGAGACCCCACCCAUCCCCUUUCACACCUUGUCCCCCUUCACUUUCUCUCCUCUCCACUCGUUUCCUCUCCUCUCAUCUGUUUCUUCAUGUUUUUAUAUAAAUGUUCACAUAUUUUCCGUUUCGGACUGAUCGCUUCCCUCAGAAGAGAAGAUGGAUUAUUGUAAGAUACAGAACAAAAAAACUAUUUUUUAUUAUCAAGGACAAAAAAGUAUAGAUUUUAGAUUAUUUUGUUUUCAUUUGCAGUCCUGAAAGAACUGUGAUUUUUUUUGUUUUUUUUAUUUUUAAAUUUUACUCAACAACACCUCAGUGAAGAGCGGAGAGCAGUCUGCUCUUCUGUACGGGUUUUUGGACUAACUCACUUUUUCAACAUGGGGAAAAAUAGUACCGCCAACACACACACACACACACACACACACACACACACACACACACACCUGUUUUUACAAUAUGAUAGGCGUCCCUGUACUAACAAAGGUGGAGCUACUGUACUUAAAUCUAAUUAAAGCUCAUUUCUCAGCACAAAUGUCUGGUUUUAGUUACACAAUAGAAAAUUAGCUAAACGCUCCGGCUGUGUAAACAGAAGAAUUCUAAUGUUAGCCAGCUAACUGCAGAAUUUAUCUAAUGUUAAUCAGCUAGCUGAGUUUGCUAGCAGGCUAAUUAUCAUCAGGUAAUUCUAUUGUGUAAUUAAGACCAUUAAUUCUCUAAAAGUUGACGCAAUUAGCUGAUUAUUUUGUUGACCCAAAGACACCUUUGAAACAUGCACACAACACACACACACACACACACACACACACACACACUGUGUAAACCCUGUGUAUUUAUUGUCUGAACCACUCUUUCACAGUACUUCCCUGGCUUUAUCCACAGAGGUGCAGCCAAUAUAAACCUAUAUUAAUUUAUAUUUGUCCUGUUAACAUCGUAGCUUAAACACGCACGCACACACACACACACACACGUUAGCGUGCUGUAAUGUAGAACAACUAACGGUGGUUGACUCGACCAAGUCAUGUUUAUAUAAAAACCUUUAGUGGUGUUUUAAACCUUCAAAAUGUGAAGUGUAUAUUUUUGUCCUUAAACUUUGUACGGUGUCAGAGAUGGACUUUCCUGUUAGCGAAGAACCAUGUAGCCCAUACACCCCCCCCCUUGCAUUCGACUUAAAACACGCAAUAUAUAGUGACCGAGUAACACUAGCUCCACUAGGAGGUGCACUACACGCCUCUUAAGAUGUUUCUCCUUAUAAAACUCGAUUAAACUAGAACGUAAAAGCUGUGAGUAUUUUUUAUCUAAACAGUACUUUAACCCCACCCACGUCCUCCCUCCUGUUAACAUGUUGCUGCUAAACUGGUAUCGUAGACUUUGCGUCACUAUUAGACAUGUGCCGAUAUUACGGUUUCCACAUGACGGUAAUCGCAUGCCGUUAUUACUACAAUAAAUAAACAAUGUUCUUGCAUCGUAUUCAAGAAUCGGCUUCAUAUUACUGUAUUGUAAUCAUUCACAAUAACGCUGAAACAAAUCAGUCAUAUCACAAUUCCAAAAAACUCUCACAUUAUCACUUCAUACUAGAAGUUAAGGCAUGUUAGUUCAUUUAAAUAUCGCAGCUGUGUGUGUAAACAGUUAACUCUUAUUGCAAAUGGACUAGCUUAUAUUUAGCUGGCUAACAUUUUUAAAUAAACUUCCUCUCAGAAAAAAAAAACAGAGAUCUAGCAACUAGGUUUUGAAUAGUUACCUCAGUAAAUCCUGAUUAAACACAUCACAUAAAGGCUAAAAUAAUGGAUUUGACAAACACAUUGGAUAUUCUGAAGUUAAGCAAAAAUAAAAAGUUGUUUUAGGUUCCAAAGGUUAAAAAUACAACAUACGGCCUUUCUGCUAAACUCAGCUAAACAGGAUUAGCUUCUGUAGUGAUGAAUAAACUCAGAUCGCUAGUUAAAUAGUUAAAUAUCUAACAAUGUUGAACGGUUACUUCGUAUCUAAAGGAAAUUAGUGAAUAUAACCAGCUGGAUAUCCAAGUAACUGACAGUUAUAGUGAUAAGCUAGCUAGAAAACAUGAUAGACAUAUAGCUUUAGCUUGCUAGUUAAGGUGCCUCCUGGAUUGCUAAUGAAUUCUUGUUUUAAUCAAAAUAGUACAGAAAAUGUCAGCUGCUAACCUGUUAACUGGAUGUCAUUAUGUACAUCUGUGACGGUUAUCUGAGUGAGAAAAACUGCCAUAGCCAAAAAAAAAAGACGAACGCCAAACUCAGUCAACCAGGUAGAAGAGUCCACGAUAAUAUUCUGUUUGAUCACCCAGAUAUUAUUGUGUUUAUAGAUUAUCGGCACAUGUCUAAUGAUGAUGAUGAUGAUUAUAAUAAUGUUGAAGAUGAAGAUGAUGGUUAUUCACGUGGUAAUGACGGUAAUUAUGAUACGAUGGUGAUGAUGGUAAUGAUGAUGAUGGUGUGUAUUGUAGAGGACAGUGCUUGUACACUGAUCAGCACAUUAUCUUACUGAUCUUUAAAUAAAAAUGUUCCUUCCUUGUA